AUGAAACACAUCCUCGCGCUUGUCCUUCUCUUCUCUGCUGCACAGGCGGCUCCGACUUCUAAUCCCGGACUGCGUGGCUCGGGUGAUCUCGUGGGUUACUCGCCUUCACGCGAUGUACCCGUGAAAAACACCUCGGUGCAGUAUGAGCUGGUGAAGGGGCAGAAGGAGGAUGCAGAUGUGGGCGUUUAUCUUGAUUUCAAGGAUGUGAAGAAUCCACAGCCGAUUCGCGGGAGUCACGGGGGGACGGAUCCGGGGCCGAAAAACGACGCCUACCAACGCCUAAACAGCGAUAAACUCGCACCUCCCGGCACCGACAACGGGCAGACGAUCAACGCACAAUGGCCCAUGGCGCUCAGCCGCAACAGACUAGGCAUCGAGAACUCCGGCUGGGCAAGGCAGGAAAACACCGUCGUGAUGCCUGAUGCUACCAAGAUGGCUGGGGUGGAUAUGCGGCUUGAGCCGGGAGCAUAUCGGGAGCUGCAUUGGCAUGUUGCGGGGGAGUGGUCGUUGGUGCUGAAUGGUUCUUGUCGGGUCCAGGCUGUUAAUGAGAAUGGGCAGACGUUUGUGGAUGAUGUUACAGAAGGGGAUGUGUGGUUUUUUCCUAAGGGCGUUCCUCAUUCGAUUCAAGCCCUAGAUGGGGGUGUUGAGUUUCUGCUUGUUUUUGAUGACGGGUCGUUUUCUGAGGAUAAUACUUUCCUGGCUUCGCAGGUGUUUGCCCAUCAGCCGAAAGAAGUCCUCGCCAAAGACCUAGGCAUCCCCAUCUCCUCCCUCGACAACAUCCCCCAAAACGAACUCUACAUCUUCCCCGGCACGCCCGCCCCCUCCAACAUCUCCGAACAAAACGUCACAACCCCCUCUGGUCUCGUCCCCCGCUCGCAAAGCUACACCUACCACUUCUCCCAACAACCCGCGCACCGCGUUGCCGGCGGCUCCGUCAAAAUCAUCGACCCCGCAACCUUCCCCAUCGCCUCCAACUUCUCCGCCGCAAUCGUCACCGUGAACCCCGGCGGCAUGCGCGAGAUCCACUGGCACCCGUCCAGCGACGAGUGGACGUUCUUCAUUCGCGGCCAGGGCCGCGCGACGCUCUUCGAAGCGCCCUCGACAGCAACCACAUUCGAUUACACGGCCGGCGACGUGGGGUACUUCCCGCAGUCGAAUAGCCAUUAUAUUGAAAAUACGGGGGAUGACGAGUUGGUAUUUUUGGAGGUGUUGCAGGCGGAUGCGUUUACGGAUAUUGCGCUGGGGCAGUGGAUUGCGAGUACGCCGAGGCAGAUUGUGAAGGAUACGUUGGGGUUGAGUGAUGGGACGCUGGGGAUGUUGAAGACGGAGAAGCAGUAUGUUGUUGCUGGGAGUGACUGA
Messenger RNA from Aspergillus chevalieri, 1359 nucleotides. RefSeq names its product putative oxalate decarboxylase. The record is from RefSeq and is a predicted model, not a curated record. Gene Ontology annotation, biological process: oxalate metabolic process. The coding region runs from base 1 to 1359 and encodes 452 amino acids. The transcript has 4 exons. Lineage: Eukaryota; Fungi; Ascomycota; Eurotiomycetes; Eurotiales; Aspergillaceae.